Eurytemora carolleeae is the source of this 4451-nucleotide messenger RNA. Its product is annotated as sarcolemmal membrane-associated protein. The transcript has 22 exons. NCBI's taxonomy places the organism in Eukaryota, Metazoa, Arthropoda, Copepoda, Calanoida, Temoridae. The record is from RefSeq and is a predicted model, not a curated record. Gene Ontology annotation, molecular function: protein binding. Bases 205 to 2328 code for a protein of 707 amino acids.
AAAAGUGAAAGCUGACCUGUGCCAUAUUUAUUAAAUUUGAAGAUCAGACGAAAUCUUGGAAAUAUCAAUUAAUCUGUUGAUGAGUGAAAUAUCAAUUAAUCUGUUGAUUAGUGAAAUAAAGUUUGUUUUUGUCACACAAGUUGCGAAAAGAACUAAAGAAAAUGAAGAAUUAUGAAUUAGUUUAAUCUAAGCAGGGUACUCAGAAUGCCUGCUGAGACCCCUGUGUCCCACCAGAAUGGGACAGGAGCACCUAGGGCCACCCUUCUAUGCAGACCGAAUUCCCAUCCCUUCAAUGAUCGUAAUCUGCAGCUGGAUCAGGAGAUCAAGAUCGGCAGAUCGGUCGCCAGAGCCAAACCUACUCUAAACAAUGCAAUUUUUGACUGCAAGGUGUUAAGUAGAAACCAUGCAGUACUUUGGUAUAGCCUGGGAAAAUUCUACCUUCAAGACACUAAGUCAAGCAAUGGAACCUUUGUCAACAACCAGAGGUUAAGCAAAGGAACAGAAGAGUCUGCACCGAGAGAGGUAUGUUCGGGGGACAUUCUACAGUUUGGCGUGGAUGUCAUGGAAAACUCAAGAAAGGUUACCCAUGGUUGCAUAAUUGCCACCCUGAAGCUUUUCCUACCUGAUGGUAAAGAGGCAAAAGUAAGUUUUUAUGAUAAAGACCUUUACCAGCUCAAUACAUAUAUCCAGGAAUCCUUGGCUAGAGAACAAAUGUUGGAAACUAAACUGUUAAACCUGCAAAAAAUUGUAAAUGACACGGAGAACGCCAGUAAAAGCGGAUGGAGAGCACUGAUGGACGAGGAUAGGUUAUUAACAAGAGUUGAGAUUCUGGAGAGUCAGCUGAGCACCUACGGGAAGAGUAUGGGUGAGGAUAAGCUCCGGGAGGAGACCAAGAAGCUGAUGGAGGAUAAGGAGGCGUAUCAGCUGGCAGCUAAACUCAAUAUUAAAAAACUAGUUGAUGAUAGACUCGAGUGUGUGAACAAAAUGAAGAUUUCAGAAACAAGCUUAAUCAAUUUAGAAGCAGAGUUCAAAUCCAUGAAAUCUUUGUACAAUAAUAUACUAGAAGAGAAUAAGAAGCUGACUGAGAGAAUCAGCUUGCUGCAGGAGGAGGUCAACAAUAGAGCCAAGAAGGAAGAGGAGGAGGAGGAGGAGUCAAAUAAAGAUUUAUAUAUUGAAAAUGCCAUAUCAGAAUUGAUUAUAGAGAAUGGGAGUACACUAUUGAACGGAGGACGGGGGGAGAAGAAUGAUGGUUCCCGGGAAGAAGAAGAAGAAGAUGAGUUUAAUCUAACAGACAGAAUGAUUUCAUCAACUGACUCAUUAGACGGAUCUAAACCUGAUGGUGAGGAUGAGGACCAUGAUAUCCUCCAGGGGGAGAACAGCCUCCUGAUUUCCUCCCUAGACGUGUCCGGCCUUAACGAGGCCAACAGACUUAGAGGACUUGUAGAGGAUCUUGUCAGGACUCGGGAGAGGAAUGAGACUGAGAUAAGUUCCCUAAAAGACGCUUUGAGAGAAGCCAGAACAGAUAAUUCAGUUGUUCUUCAGGAUUUAAACAACACGAAGAACAAGCUGGAGGAUGCAGAGAGGUUAAUAGAGACCCAGGACAGCCUCGUUAGGGAGAUGGAGGUCAGAGUACAGGAGAAUUCAAACAGAGAGGGUGGAGGAGGGCGGGAUUCUGAUUUAGUUGAACUAAAUCUCAAGAUUUCAAACCUAGAAGAAGAAAACUAUUUAUUAAAGGAAAAGCUUCGAGAUAAUGAGAUAAAAGACGGUGAUGCCUAUGCAUCUUGUGUUCCGAUGUAUUCCAGUUCUGGGACUCUUGAGUCUUAUGUCCUUGGGGGAAACCACGUGGAAACCUUAAAGCCCGCGAAAAACCGCGCUGAACAAGAAAAUCCGCGAGAAGAAUCUAGAUUUUUAAAUACUCCUCGACUUAGUGCUAGUGAGACAAAUACAGAUACAAUAAAGCCUUCCAGCGCUAAAUUUAAUGACAGUGCACAUGAAGAGUUGAGUCCGUUGGACUCGAGUGAUAGUGCGCUUAAUAUUUCCUGUAGCUCUUGUGGAGACUUGAGCGCGGUUGAGUGCGCACUUGCCGCUGCUGAAGAGAAAAUUGCUAAACUACUCAGAGCUAAAGAAAAAUUAAUUUCUAUUCAGGCGGAGAAGAGUGAGCUUGAGGUUGAGGUUAAUGACCUCCAUGAGGAUAUUCAAGCUCUAGCUGUAACCUCCAGAACUCUAACACUUUGUAAUAUUCUACCUUUAAUAGCUCUGCUUCUGUCCGUGGUUGUUGCCUUUCUACCCUCCAUAUCAUCCAUUCUUGGAACUAAGGACAAGUUGUAACAGUUGCAACAUCCCCCAUACCUAAAUAUACCUACACAACCAGGAGUGUUAUUGCAACCUCCCUAAAUAUACCUACACAACCAUAUUUAUGCGUAUGUCGCAAUAGCCAUGUUUAAGUUACAGCUUAGCCAACUAGCUUGAUAGUGAAACUUGAAUUUAUUAAUCAACUUCCUUGCCACAUUCCCAACUUAAAGGGACUGUAUGCGUAAAUCAAAGUAGUCCUCGAUUUUAAAAAGUGAAUGUCCGACUGUCAACGGUACCGGUUGGUUGAACCACCGUCUAUGUUAGCAUUGAACAAUUUUGAGAUAGACACACGGCGGUAUCGUCUUCAUUAUCGUUCGUUGUGAAUUGGAAAUGUCACUCUUAGAAUUAAGGGUCACUUGAAUUUUCGUCUGCAGUCCCUUUAGUAUUUAAAUUUGACUUUAUCCCAUUGUUCAUCAUCAUUAUCCAUGUAUUCAAAUAUGUAAUAUUUUUCUAAAUGUAAAACAAGAAGAAAAUAUUGAGUUUAUUCGGAUUAGCGUGUACGUCCUUUUAAUUGUACAGUACAGUACAGUACAGUACAGUACAGUACAGUAAUUUUUAAUUGUAAUGCAGUCGUGUUUUGGUUUAGAUACACUUUAUAAGUAAGACAAACUAGUUUUUUUUUAAUGAUCAGUGAUCACCCUUCAUCAUCGUUUUACAAUUGUCAAAAUAGUAAGAAUUUAAUUAUCAAUCAUUAAACUAUCAAAGUUAAAAUUAACCUUUUUUUGUAACAUUUAAUUAUCGUCUAUCAUUAAGCAUGGCAGGGAUUUUACACUUAAAGAGCAUGGCAGCGUAAUGUUUAAGUGACCCUCCAUGUAAAGAUAACAAUGCCCGAUUCACAACGGUUUCCUUAAAAUUUUUCUGUGACCAAGUAUUAAAAUUAUAUCAAUGUUUAUAAUUUUUAAAACAGUUUAUUUUCAAGUGUGGUUUUUUUACUAAAGUUAUUUCUGCAGAAAAAUUUAUAUCAAUAAUCAGAAUUAAACACUUGUAAUCCUAGUGAAUCGGCAAUUGCCAUCUUUGCAUGGAGGGUCACUUACGCUUAAAGAUACCAUUGAUUAAUUUCAGUUAAUGAAAUUUCACGUGACCCUCUAGGUUGGCCGUUGCCAUAUAAUUAUUUAAUAUUUAACUUGAAAGUUAAUUUUCUAUGCAAACUGUAUUUUUGGCCUAACAAACUUUUUAUAUAGUAUUUAUGUGUUUUCGCUUAGAACAGAAAGAUCCAUAAAACUUUGGAAUAGGAAGACGACUUAAAAGUUCUGAUUUAAAAGUCAGAUAAACACGACUCACAGUUAUGUUGCAGUGUAUAAAACCUAACCCCAUUUAUUAAGUUGAUUUUCACACUAUUUGCUUUAAAACAACGUCCAAAAAAGAUAUGAUGGCUUGAAUGUCGUCUUCCUAUUCCACAAUGUUAUGGUUUCUCUGAAUAGGAAAAUGGAAAACCUAUAAACGAAAUAAUUUUCACAACAUGUAAACGGACAUGGCAAAUUGUAGAGAUAGAAGAUCAACUAAACUUGUAAACUUCAUUGUCAAUACAUCCAUGGAAAAUACCUCGAUUUUAUAAAAUUUCAAAAUUCACACAGAAAACUUAUCAGAAAACGUUUUUUUCUAGAAUUUGAUAUGAAAAAUUAACGUUAAAGUGUAUUAUUAUCAGCUCGUAGAUCGGUUAUUUUUUGGGGAGGUCCUCGUGUAUGCUUAGUGCUCCCCCCCCCCAUUAGAAUUCGUUUUCUACAUAAUCAUUCCCCAGUACAGUACAGUACAGUACAGUACAGUACAGUACAUUACAGUACAGUAAGGCUUAAAGAAUAUCCCUUUUUAUUAAGUGGCAUGUCCUAUUCACAAUGGUAUCUUAAAAAGUUUGACUGAUCCUGAAAAUUCAAAUUAAACGUGUAGUUUUUUUAAAUUAGCACAUGUAUAAGUGACAAUAGCUCCUUCAUCGUUGUGAAUGGUACACAUGCCACCAUUUUAAAUGGGGCUUCCCUUUAUAUAUUUAUUGACAUCAAUAACAUACUAUUCACUUUAUGUCGCAAUCUUGUGAAGUUGUUGGACUGUGGUAUACAGAAACCAAAUCAUAUUUUUUAACUUUGUCUGUGAAUAAUCAAGCCGUG